Messenger RNA from Lasiodiplodia theobromae, 831 nucleotides. RefSeq lists its product as uncharacterized. The transcript has a single exon. The record is from RefSeq and is a predicted model, not a curated record. The coding region runs from base 1 to 831 and encodes 276 amino acids. Lineage: Eukaryota; Fungi; Ascomycota; Dothideomycetes; Botryosphaeriales; Botryosphaeriaceae.
AUGUCGGAGAGCACAGAAGAUGCGAAAGAGCUACAGAGGCUCAAAUACACGCCUGUGGGUGUCCCCGAGGAAGAGUACAGGCAUGCACAUGGCUUCCAGGACCUCGACGGCCGCAUGGGGCUGUCUUACUACGAAGGUCGCUUUGACAUCCGCCCGUUCCUAUCAUUCCAAGUCUAUGUGACGCACGACACCAGCGACCAAGAGACUGAUAGGGCCGAUCUCGCCGCUGCUGUCUACAAGGAGCUCAUCCACGAGGAAGAGUGCAUUCCUGUCCGCCUCGACAUCCACUUCCUUGGCGCCGUGCCCACCUCCGACACAGCCAGCACUUGCGUCGCUCACUACCGCGCGGCCCAGAAGGCGCAUGCAGAUGAUCCCAACAUGCGCCUCGUGCCGUCCUACGCCCUGUACGACACGGACUGGCACGGGUUCUUGGUCACGGUGCCCCGCGCUGACUGGCGCGAGCACGGCGGCCUCGGGCUCGUCUACUUCGAUCGCGCCUGUGAACCGCCCACCGUCGCGCCUGGAGAGGAGGAGCCACCCGACCCGAAGUACAUCUACCCGACGCGCAAGGCUGACCCCAGCAAACCGCCGAUCGAGAGCCAACCGUUCACCCGCGACGUGCCGGAUGAUGACAACCUCUGGACCAAUACGGUCAAGUUCGUCUACACCCACAUCAAGGUCAAGGAGGAUUGGGAGGACAUGUACUACGCGAAAGAAGAGGAGGCGCGGGAGAAAUGGGCUCGGGAGGAGUUGGCAAGGCGCAAAGCAAAGAAGAAGGCGGAGGAAGAAGCCGACGAUGAGGCGAAGAAGGAUCAACCAUCCCAGGAGUAG